This is a messenger RNA of Microthlaspi erraticum, 2028 nucleotides long. NCBI's taxonomy places the organism in Eukaryota, Viridiplantae, Streptophyta, Magnoliopsida, Brassicales, Brassicaceae. The record is from the annotation of a GenBank genome assembly.
AUGAAUAACAACAACAACAUUAUAAACGUUUCUCAUGAUGCUAUGGUUAUUAAACCGGAGCACCGCUCUAUGCUUCAGAGCAGCUCACCUAGAAGCCAUGGUUCCAAAAGAUAUUCUCCACCUCAAGAUUCAGAAGAAAAUAGAGGAUCAGUCGGCGGCCAAAGUAGCACCAGUGCUGUUGAUCAGGUCCGGACACCGCCUGAAGAUGGCGGUGUCACGUCUUCAUCCACCAUUUGCCCAGCCCCAGUUUGUAGGCAGUUCUGGAAAGCUGGAAGCUACACUGACGAAUUGAGUGCAAAGUCUCAUCAGCCAACUGGGAAAAAUUAUCUUCAUGUGCACCCUUUGUUCCUUCACUCCAAUGCUACUUCACACAAAUGGGCUUUUGGUGCUGUUGCAGAACUGCUUGACAAUGCUGUUGAUGAGAUCCAAAAUGGGGCCACUUUUGUCAUUGUAAAUAAAAUCACAAAUCCAAGGGAUGGUACUACAGCAUUGCUAAUUCAAGAUGAUGGUGGUGGGAUGGAUCCUCAGGGAAUGCGGCAUUGCAUGGGUUUUGGAUUCUCAGAUAAGAAAUCGGAUUCAGCCAUUGGAAGAUAUGGAAAUGGUUUCAAGACCAGCACAAUGAGACUUGGGGCAGAUGUGAUUGUUUUCAGCCGCCAUUUUAAGAACCAAACAUGGACACAAAGUAUAGGGCUCCUUUCUUAUACAUACCUGACACGUACUGGCCAUGAUAGAAUAGUUGUUCCCAUUUUGGAUUACGAGUUUAAGGCAUCAACUAGUGAAUUCCAGCGUUUGCAAGACCGAGAACAUUUUAUAUCCAGUCUCUCCAUUCUACUAGAAUGGUCUCCAUUUUCAACAGAGGCAGAACUUUUGCAGCAGUUUGACGAUGUUGGGCAACAUGGAACAAAGGUUAUCAUCUAUAAUAUGUGGCUCAACAGUGACGCUAAAUUGGAGUUAGACUUUGAUUCGGUUGCAGAGGAUAUUCUCAUUGAAGGAAGCAUUAAAAAUACUGGAUCGAAGAUUGUGAAUGAUCAUAUUGCAAGCCGGUUUGCUUACUCUCUUCGUGUUUACUUAUCCAUAUUAUACCUGCGGAUUCCUGAGACUUUCAAGAUAGUGUUGCGUGGUAUGGCUGUUAAGCAUCAUAACAUUGCUGAUGACCUCAUGCAUCCGCAAUACAUCUUGUAUAGGCCUCAGGUUGCUGGACAAUUAGAGGCUGAAGUUGUAACGACGAUUGGGUUUCUGAAAGAAGCUCCCAAAGUAAACCUUAGUGGGUUCUGCGUUUAUCACAAAAACCGCCUAAUAAUGCCAUUUUGGCAGGUUGUGCACAACACCUCAGCCGGAGGUGGAAGAGGAGUUGUUGGUGCUCUAGAAGCUAAUUUUGUUGAGCCAACCCAUAACAAGCAGGAUUUUGAGAAAACUCUCCUUCUUCAGAAACUUGAAACCCGCUUAAAAGAAAUGACACUGGAGUAUUGGAAAUGCCAUUGUGUGUUGAUUGGGUAUCAAGAUACUAAGAAGCCUCGUGUUCGAGUACCUAAAAAUGUUCGACCUGGUGGUAAGACAAAUGGUAACAUGUUCCCGACAAAUUCUGCGGGAGAUAGUGGCAGACAAGCAAUAAGUCCUCCUCCAGGCUUCCAAGCAGUUUCUCCGAAUGCAAAUCUGGCAUCUCUCCCUAGAGUUUCAUUUGAGCCAGUGGUGUUGGAGAAGAGGAAAGAACAUCCUGAUCUUGUUGCAAAUGCAGCGUCAAAAAGAAGAGUGGGAGAUAAUGGAUUUAAUGUCCCGGGGCAGAAUCAGUUUAUGCAUGGAUCUGCAAUUCGGGUACAGGAUACUGAAACUGUUAAGUUGAUAGAAGAAAACAAGAAGCUCCGAGCAAAAUGGUUGGACCACAAGGUGCGAAGUCAAAACCUUGAACUCAAGGCCAUAAAUCUUAGGAGUGAGAUUGGGAACGUUAAAAGCGAGUAUGAGAGGUUAAUGGAAGAGCUACAAGCUUUGAGUGUGGUGAAAGAGGAGCGCAGAAGAAAUGUAAAUACGUAG